AUGUCGGGUGGAGAGGCCACUUUGGCAACACAGAGGAAAAGAGUUAUUAGAUUCUCACUACGCCUAACCUUUUCAUACCCUCUCUAUAUCAGCAUUACUUUCUUUAUCACCCUCUCACUUUCGUUUCCUCUCUUUUUUCCUCUCUCUAAGAGGCUGCUUUGCCUCCCUUUCACCUUUGCCCUAUCUCCAAUUUCUCUUCUUUUUUCAAUUGCCUUCCUCUUUCUCGUCCCUCACACUUGCAUUUUUCUCUUCCUCUUAAAUACAAUCUAUCUAUCUAUCUAUCUAUCUAUCUAUCUAUCUAUCUAUCUAUCUAUCUCAUUCACAUCAUCAUCUAUCUAUCUAUCUAUCUAUCUAUUAUCUAUCUAUCUAUCUAUCUAUAUCUAUCUAUCCCAGUCUAUUGACAUCUAUCUAUCUAUCUAUCUAUCUAUCUAUCCCAUCUAUCUAUCUAUCUAUCUAUCUCAGUCUGUUCACAUCUAUCUUUCUAUCUAUCUCAGCCAGUUCACAUCUAUCUAUCUAUCUAUCUAUCUAUCUAUCUAUCUAUCUAUCUAUCUAUCUAUCUAUCCCAGUCUAUUGACAUCUAUCUAUCUAUCUAUCUAUCUAUCUAUCUAUCUAUCUAUCUAUCUAUCUCAGUCUGUUCACAUCUAUCUAUCUGUCUGUCUAUCUAUCUAUCUUGCCAGCUUUAUCUUUCUGUUUAUAAGUGUUUUUCUUUCGGUAAUUUCUGUGUUUUUCUGUAAUUCGCGACCCAUUCUCAUUUUCUCCUUCGCUCUUACUCAUUUCAUUUCCCCUUCUCUUUCUUCUUUCAUCUUUCUCUAUCCAUAUUUCGUUCUCUGCAACUUUCUGAUCUCUCCCUUUCUUUCAUUGUAUUCCUUCCAUGUAUAUCUAACUCCCUCUCUUCUGUUGUUUAAAACCUCCCUCUCCUAUCUCUCGUUUCUACUCUGUAAUUCUUUCCUUUCUCUCUCUCUCUCUCUCCCCGUCUCUUUCGUUCUCAACUUAUACCAUUUCCUUUACUCAUUCGCUACCCAAGAAUAUUUCUUUGUGCAAACCUUCAUUUGGCAAUCUAUUCGUCAGAGAGCCAAUGGAGUGUUCGUUCUCCGUUUCAGACCAUUGAAAACAACCACAAACAAUUUUCCCUAUUCAUACUGCCAUUUUGUUUCUCUCUAUUGUCAUCUAUCUAAAACGAAGCUGUUUAUUCACACGCCCGUUCUCGAUCUGUUUUCUCGUAAUAAACAUAUUAUCAGUAACACUGACGAGCUGAUUCUUUAUUUCCUUUUUGUCUUUUAUUCUUCCUUUUUCUCGCUCUUUCGAGAACAACUAACCCUCUAUCUAUCUAUCUAUCUAUCUAUCUAUCUAUCUAUCUAUCUAUCUAUCUAUCUAUCUAUCUAUCUAUCUAUCUAUCACAGCAUGAUUAUAUCUGAUACUUUCUUUCUUUCUUUCUUUCUUUCUUUCUUUCUUUCUAUUUCAGUAUUAUUAUAUCGGAUAUAUUCCUUGUUUUUGCUACAGUUUGAUUGUUUCAUCUAUCUAUCUAUCUAUCUAUCUAUCUAUCUAUCUAUCUAUCUAUCUAUCUAUCUAUCUAUCUAUCUCCAUACAGGUGCCUUCUGUAGAAAACAAAUUUAA
This is a messenger RNA of Acanthosepion pharaonis, 1614 nucleotides long. The record is from the annotation of a GenBank genome assembly. Lineage: Eukaryota; Metazoa; Mollusca; Cephalopoda; Sepiida; Sepiidae.